GAAGCGACUGAGGCGGCCUUGGUGACGCGUCCCGGCAAGCCCGAUGCCCCUGCCGGGACCAUGAAACUCACCCGCAAGGCGGUGCUGUCCCGGGCGAAGGCCACAGAGCUGGGCAGCGUCCGCAAGCUGAAUUGCUGGGGUAGCCGCCUAACAGAUAUCUCAAUCUGCCAUGAGCUUCCCAAUGUUGAAGUGAUCACUUUCAGUGUGAAUAACAUCUCUGACCUUGAGCCAGUGAGCCAGUGCCAGCAUUUAACUGAAUUGUAUCUAAGGAAGAACCGGAUUGCAAGCCUUGCUGAGCUAUUCCACUUGAAAAAACUACCCCACUUGAGGAUCCUCUGGCUGUCUGAAAAUCCCUGCUGUGGCCCAGACCUUCAUCGUUAUCGCAUGACUGUGCUGCGUAACCUUCCCAACCUCCAGAAACUUGACAACCAGUUGGUGACAGAGGAAGAAUUGUCCCAUGCACUUCUGGAAGGGGAAGAGAUAACAGCGCCCCCAGCCAAAUUAGACCUGGAUAACUGCUGCCAAAACACCACCAUGGAGUCCAGUGUGACAGACUCUACAGCAGAGAGUGAAAAUGACCUCAUGAACUUCAGUUUGGAGGAGACAAACAAAAUCCGUCAGCAACUUGGUAUGAAGCCUGUUCCAAGAGAUAAGUUUUCCUCCUUCUCACCAAGGGAAGUGGAUGGGAAUCGAAAGAAUCGGAACAUCUUGAAUGCCAUCCUGCUGCUUUUGGAAGAGCUGGAUUUGGAAGGCCUAGAAGUCGUCUAUCAGACAUCUGGGAACAAACUGCAGGCCUUGCAGAAGAAGGAGCUUCAUGAGGAGCGAUAGCGAAUGCCAGGCAGUGUAACUGUUAUCAGACUUGCAUCACCAGCUCUCACUGAAUGCGCUUUGCGUUGCUGAGCAGGGUGUUGGGGUGUGCUGUCAUGCAUGGGAAGAAACAACAUGCAUCCCCGUGUGCUUCACGUGUGAGGACCCUGCUCUACAAUGAGACUUCACCUGUUGUCACAACUCACAUGCUUGUAUCUGUGCAUCCUCUACUCAGUGUUCCACAAAGGCUCUCCAUCAAGAGAGCAAACAAGCAUACCCAGAACUGUGGAAGGUCGUUUUUACAUGGAAAGGGGAAAGCUGUUGUGCCCUCUGUGUCCAAGAUGUGCCUCCAGCUAGAAGAAUUGCUCCUAGUCUCACUCUGUUAAGAAUAAGCCUGGACUGUAGUGAUUCUGCUAGCGUGAUGUUCUUCCCUUGUAUUGCACUGCUGUGCUGGUGCAAGAAUGAAUUUGAUACCUUCCUCCUCUUACAAUGAGGAGCCUUUGACAAUAACUUGGCCACUGAAGGCCAGAGGUUCACAGAAGAGUCCUUACAAAAUCAUUGAACUUUUAAAUUGAGCAACAAAGACUUCAAAUUCAGUGGUACCCUUCUAGUCUCUCCCUAU
This is a messenger RNA of Gekko japonicus, 1429 nucleotides long. It is a transcript of the gene CFAP410, whose product is annotated as chromosome unknown open reading frame, human C21orf2. Gene Ontology annotation, biological process: cytoskeleton organization; mRNA splicing, via spliceosome. Bases 61 to 828 code for a protein of 255 amino acids. Gene Ontology annotation, molecular function: protein binding. NCBI's taxonomy places the organism in Eukaryota, Metazoa, Chordata, Lepidosauria, Squamata, Gekkonidae. The record is from RefSeq and is a predicted model, not a curated record. The transcript has 7 exons. Gene Ontology annotation, cellular component: U4/U6 x U5 tri-snRNP complex.